CAGAAUCCACGAACAGGUGAAGCGGCAGGGCAAGGACCUAGCGGCUCUCGGCGUGGUGGUCUGCCCCACCCUGUAUUAUCAGACCUAACACACAAGAGGGGCGCCGGCCUUGGCCGGCCCUGGAGCGGGCUGCUGGAGGCAUCACCCGAGCGCAGCCGGCACAGGGGCCCGCAAGAGGCAUGGGUAGAGCGGCGGCCAGAGCCCCGACACCAGCCAGGCUCGUGGAAUUCUAGGCUGGCUGCCGACGCCCCGGUUCCCCGCUUUGCCCGAGUGUUCGCAGCUUCAGGGCCGACUGAGGAUCCUCACGCUCAGACGCUCGGUCUUCCAGGGCACCACGGCCGCGACCACGCCAGAAAUUCCCGGGAAUUUUCUCUGGUUUCGAAUUCCAAAACACUGGCGAAGCACCCCCGCUUUCUGCCAUUGGCUUUAGUGUUUGGUCAUCUGAUUGAUGCGUUCCAAUGAAAGGCAGCCAAAUUACGACUUCCGGUUCCUGGUCAUUCAAUGAAUCGCUAUGCCCACCCCUUACAUACUCUCAUUGGCCAGCCUUUCCCAAUUUGCCAGCCUAUUGGCCAGCACGGUGAGGUCGCCAUCGAGCGGGGGCCGAACGCUGUGUCAGACAGAGAAACAGCCAUGGCGUCCUAUUUCGACGAGCACAACUGCGAGCCGUUGGACCCGGAACGGGAGACCCGAACCAACAUGUUGUUGGAGCUCGCCAGGUCACUUUUCAAUCGGAUGGACUUUGAAGACUUGGGGUUGAUAGUGGAUUGGGAUCACCACCUGCCCCCGCCAGCCGCCAAGGCUGUCGUGGAAAACCUCCCCCGGACAGUCAUCAGGGGCUCUCAGGCGGAGCUCAAGUGCCCCGUGUGUCUUUUGGAAUUUGAGGAGGAGGAGACUGCCAUUGAGAUGCCUUGUCACCACCUCUUCCAUGCCAACUGCAUCCUGCCCUGGCUAAGCAAGACAAACUCUUGCCCCCUGUGCCGACAUGAGCUGCCCACUGAUGACGAUGCUUAUGAGGAGCACAGAAGAGAUAAGGCUCGAAAGCAGCAGCAGCAGCACCGCCUGGAGUACCUCCACGGAGCCAUGUACACGUGAGGUGGCUGGGAUUACACGCUGGCUGGCAGGCCACCACAGCUGCCUCUUGCACCUUGAGUCCUCAUUAAAGGUUUCUUUAUGCACCCUG
Molecule: messenger RNA, 1180 nt
Organism: Ochotona princeps (American pika)
Lineage: Eukaryota; Metazoa; Chordata; Mammalia; Lagomorpha; Ochotonidae
Gene: RNF181
Product: ring finger protein 181
Exons: 5
Coding region: 502-1092 (196 amino acids)
Biological process (GO): protein ubiquitination
Cellular component (GO): cytoplasm
Molecular function (GO): ubiquitin protein ligase activity
Source: RefSeq, a predicted model, not a curated record